Hemibagrus wyckioides is the source of this 2663-nucleotide messenger RNA. It is a transcript of the gene cbll1, whose product is annotated as Cbl proto-oncogene-like 1, E3 ubiquitin protein ligase. Gene Ontology annotation, biological process: regulation of cell adhesion; protein ubiquitination. Bases 946 to 2391 code for a protein of 481 amino acids. Lineage: Eukaryota; Metazoa; Chordata; Actinopteri; Siluriformes; Bagridae. The transcript has 5 exons. The record is from RefSeq and is a predicted model, not a curated record. Gene Ontology annotation, molecular function: ubiquitin protein ligase activity.
UAGCAGAUAGAGACGAUAUGGGCAGAGAUGUCCGUUCGUAAAUUACAAAAUUAUUUUUCGUCUCUUAUAAGAGUAUGGUGGCGUGUAAUGUUAUUUAAAUCAUGGCUCAGGAUAACAUAGCUACGAUUUACGUACUUACCGUGUUCUGCUGGUUGUUAGCUAGCUAGGUAUUCUACGUUACAGACGUGUUUGGGCGUGGCCACUGUACUGCGCUAACCAUGAGGCGUCUGUAAACCACGCCCCCUUUAUCGCCCCGCCCGCACCGUGCAGUUUGUUUGUUUGUUUAUUUAUUUAUUUAUUUACUUACUUACUUGCAGCAUUUUACAGUGAUCAAGGAUGAUCCUCAUACUACACUGCACGAGCUCCUUGCUUCUUGUUUCUAAAACCUAUAUGAUCAAAUAUGGGGCUACAGAUCAACCGUGUUUAGACAUUAGAUUCACAGGAAACUCUACUCUGAAACAUUAAAUAUGUUUGUAUUGAACUGUUUGUGAAGUAAUUAAUGGGGUCUCGUGCAGUUAUACUAGCUGAUGCUAUAUUUUCGUGUACUUCCUGUGGGGAGUAAGAGGUUGAAUCCCAUGCUCACAUCACAGGGGAACAUUGCUGGUUCAGUUACAGUAGCAUUUAAUAGGAUGACAAAAAUGAGCAUCUCAAAUCUAAGCGACAACGGUCACAAUUUGUAUUACCAAAGAGCUUCUUUUCCCCACAAACCAGCAAACAGCAAAUGCUGAACUCUAAGAACAGCAGACACUCAACUUGGCUGUUUAGUCAUCUGAAUGAUAAUAAACUGAUUGAAUCUUUCAGGAAAAGCACUUGCUGAUUAUAAAAAUUGAAUAUGCAAGUCAUUCAGGGUGGAUUUGUCGUUUAACGCUAAUUUAGCAAAUAGUUUACGAGUGCACAUUAGCUUUAACAGGUAUCUAGUAGGUCCUCAACAAAAUUUAUUGUGAAAUGCAAAGACAGCAGCGUGUAUCGUACAACUUACUAUGUUUAAACCUAUAUAUGAUUUUAAAACCAGUCUCAACUGACCAAUUUUUUUUAUUUGCAGACAGUGACAUGCAGGGAACAGAGGGGGCAUUAGGAGGUCCUGAUGUCAGAAGGAGGAUACCCAUCAAGCUUCUCCCUAAACAGGCUAGAAAAAGCUUUGCCUACAAGCAGGAGGAGAGGUUUGACUGUGGGGUAAAGGCUGGAGAUGCUUAUGCUAGCCAACGGCGGUAUCCCCAGCCAUUGUUUUGGGAUUAUAAGCUUAAUCUGAUUGGUGAAAAAGAUGAAACUCCUGUCCAUUUUUGUGACAAGUGUGGUCUCCCCAUUAAGACUUAUGGACGCAUGAUUCCAUGUAAACAUGUUUUCUGCUAUGAAUGUGCAGUACUUCAUGAAAGGAAAGGUGAUAAAAUGUGUCCAGGUUUGACACUGUACAGCUGUACAGACCCAGUUCAGCGGAUUGAGCAGUGCCAGCGUGGUUCUCUCUUCAUGUGCAGCAUCGUUCAGGGCUGUAAACGUACGUACCUCUCACAGAGAGACUUGCAGGCCCACAUCAACCACCGCCACAUGAGGGUGAGCAAGACUUCAGCCGGCCGCUCUGAUCCUCACCACCUUCCCAGCUCUGAAGUUUCAGAGCGUUUCCGUGUGCCCCCUACUCACAUGCCCAAACCCCAUGUGCUCAUCCCUCCACCUCUGCCACAUGCCACUCACGACCCCUACACUCAGCCACCUCCCACCUCUCACGAUGACCUCCGGCCCCCUCCUGGCCAGGCUCCUACACCCGACAUGGGCCCUCCUCGCUCUCUCGGUCAAGAGACGUUCCGAAUUACUACGGUGACCACACGGAAGCACAGCAACCUCAUUACGGUCCCCAUUCAGGAUGAUUCGGCAAGCUCUUCCUCCCGUGAUCCUGUGAAUGCCCCACCACAUCACCACCCAGGAGAAUAUCCAGGGCAGCCUGUAGUUUCCCAUCCACACCACAUGAUGGCUCCACCCCAGCAGCGCUACGGGCCUCCACCUCCUCCACCCCCAAUCAGUCAUCCAAUGCAGCAUCCAGCACAGGUUUUCAGCCAAGCUCCUCCUCCACCUUUAUCCUCAGUUCCUCCUCCCAUCACCCCUCCUCCUGGACACCUCAUGAGUCAGCUGCCACCGUACAUGAACCAUCCUCCACCUGGCCCUCCUCCUCAACACGGUGGUCCAGUAAAUGCCCCACCACCUCACCAUUACAAUCCUCAGUUCUCUGAGGAUAAAGGUACCCUCAGCCCACCAUUCAACCAACCAGGAGGACUCAGUCCUGGGAUGUGGCCAGCUCCCAGAGGACCUCCCCCACCCAGAAUGCAAGGUCCUCCACCGCAGGGACAGAUGCCUGGUCCUCAUCACCCAGACCAGGGCCGAUACAGACCCUAUUACCAGUAGAAUGAUUUUUUUGGUAGCUUUGAACAUUGCUCUCAUAAGUGAGUCUGUAGUAGGAGUUUGGAGGUUGAUAUUUGUAUAGUUGAGUUAGAGUCUAAAAACGAAUAGGUCUGCAUAUGUUUGAAGAAUUUGCCAUUCAUUUCUGAUGUUAGAAUAUAUACUGUUAAUUAUGGCAAUAUUUUGGAUUUAAAAAUGUAUUUGGCAAAAUUUUUAAUAAUUUGUCGAAUGUGUUGCUUCUUGAAUGUACUGAUAAUUAAAUACUCUUUGAGGAUUGA